GGUAGACUGAGCAAUGUAGUGAGAGCUUACAUCAAAAUAAACAAUAGAAAGGGCUGAGAAUGUAACUCAGUGGUUAAGUGCCCCUGGGAUUAAUCCCCAGUACCCUCCGACACCCAGGGUCAGGGAGAGUCUGGUGGAUCACAGUGGAGGGAACCCAGGACGAAGAGAGAUGGGUGGAGGGUGAAGCCAAGGUGGACCAGUAGUUGUGCAGUGAAAGGAAGCAGGCUGAGAGGUGUCCUGGUUGAUGGCACGGCAGACAGAGCCCGAGGACCCUUUCAACUUUCCAAGGGCAAAGGUGUGAGAGGACAAAGGCCAGGAGGUGGGACUGGACUUGGCAGUGGGUUUGGGAUCCAGGUGGGCAGGUAUAAAUUGAAUAGGCCCCAGUCCCUUGUGAUUCCAUCAGAGGGAAAGGUCUUGGGGAUGGGGGAGGAGCCAUAAGAGCUUGUCAGUCAGGAACUGAAGGUGGACACAGAUUGACAGACCCACUUAAAAUUUUCUGCUGUGGGUCUUGCGCCUCACUGCUCACCUGUGUGACCGUGUCUUCUGCUCUGUACAGUGGAGCACUAUUGUCCCCAUUGACGAUAUCCUGAUUGGCAAGGUCAUAGCUGUGGGUCCAGAAAGUUGAAUACAAACUGAGUUAGUCCACUUUACAGGGUGUGACUCCCAGCCUCAUGUUCCCACAUGUCAAUACCAGGUCUCUUCCCGGAGUUGGCACACUGCAGAGUCCCUGGGUCUUUUGUGUUGAGGCGAAGGUCUGCAGCCCAGCAGGGAGUUCAGCUGGACAAAUACGUGGCCCUUUUGCCUACAGAUGCGGUUCCGUUUUGGUGACGUGUUCAGCCUGCAGCUGGCCUGGAAGCCUGUCAUUGUGCUCAAUGGGCUGGCCGCUGUGCGGGAGGCGCUGGUGAACCACAAUGAGUACACCUCCGACCGCCCGUGGAUGCCCAUCUAUGAGCACCUGGGCUUCGGACCACGGUCUCAAGGUGUGAUCAUGGCAACCUAUGGACAUGCCUGGCGUGAGCAGCGGCGCUUCUCUGUGUCCACCAUGCGCAACUUUGGCCUGGGCAAGAAGUCCCUGGAGCAGUGGGUGACCAAGGAGGCCAGCUGCCUCUGUACAGCCUUUGCCAACAAGGCUGGAAGCCCCUUUAACCCCAUGUCCCUGCUGAAGAGAGCAGUGUGCAACGUGAUCUCCUCCCUCAUCUAUGCCCGACGCUUUGAGUAUGAUGAACAGCGCUUGGCCAAGAUUCUUGACCUUCUGGAGGACACAGUGAAGGAGGAUUCCGGCUUUAUGCCCAUGGUGCUGAAUGUGGUCCCAGUGCUCCUGCGCAUCCCCGGGCUGCCUGGCAGGGUCUUCCCUGCACAGAAGGCCUUCAUGGCCAUGGUGGAUGAGCUGUUGGAGGAGCACAGGAUGACCUGGGACCCAGCCCAGCCACCGCGAGACCUGACUGACGCCUUCCUGGCGGAGGUGGAGAAGGCCAAGGGGAACCCUGAGAGCAGCUUCAAUGAUGAGAACCUGCGCAUCAUGGUGCUUGAUCUGUUCACCGCGGGGAUGGUGACCACUUCGACCACGCUGGCCUGGGCCCUCCUGCUCAUGAUCCUGCACCCGGAUGUGCAGCGCCGUGUCCAACAGGAGAUUGAUGAAGUGAUAGGGCAGGUGCGGCAGCCAGAGAUGGGGGACCAGGACCGCAUGCCCUUCACCAUGGCUGUGAUUCACGAGGUGCAGCGUUUUGGAGACCUUGUCCCUCUAGGUCUACCCCACUCAACAACCCGUGACAUUGAGUUGCAGGGCUUCUUCAUCCCCAAGGGGACGAUGCUCAUCACCAACCUGUCGUCUGUGCUGAAGGAUGAGACCGUCUGGGAGAAGCCCCUCCACUUUCACCCUGGACACUUCCUGGAUGCCCAGGGCCACUUUGUGAAGCGGGAGGCCUUCAUGCCUUUCUCAGCAGGCCGCCGUGUGUGCCUCGGGGAGCCCCUGGCCCGCAUGGAGCUCUUCCUCUUCUUCACCUGCCUCCUGCAGCGCUUUAGCUUCUCGGUGCCCCCUGGACAAGCCCAGCCCAGCGACUAUGGCGUGUUUGGUACCAUAGUGACCCCGUCCCCCUACCAACUGUGUGCUAAGUCCCGCUAGAGGAGGUGCAGACCCCAACCCUGCCUCCAGACGGGGCUCUGAUGUUCAAUAAACCAGUCUUGUCACUGCCACUUUAUUCUGAGAUGCCCCUGGCUCUGUUGGGUCCUCAGCCACGUGUCUGAAGCCAACCCUCGUCCCUGCUUUUUUUUAUCCUGCUACUUUGCUGAAUCAUUUUUCCUCCCCCCACUUUUUUUUUAAAUUUCCCUUUUGUACCAGGGAUUGAACCCAGGAGCACUUAGCCACUGCUAGCUGUGGCCGCAGGUCUUCAUUUAAAAAAUAAAAAAGGGAACGAUGUGGAAAGUCGUGACAGAGAAUGGGAGAGCAGUGGCUGAGAUUGGGGUCUCUGGUGACCUCAUGACUGUGGUGAGCCUGAUAGUGGGAAAGUUCCCAUGCAAGGACACAGGAUUCCUAGUUCCUCCCUGCAUGAGGAGGCUUUGCGGAGGAGUCUUAUCAGCUUUGGCCUUGACCCCAGGUACACAGCUCCUGGGGACAGAGUAACUGUCCUCCUAGACAAUCACAGCAUCACCAGCACCUCUGCUCCCUGGCCUGUCUGCUUAACAGUAACUUUAAACAAUGGGCCCCCUUGAGCGCUCUCCAAAGCUCCUGACAUUGCACACUCAACUGUGGAACAGCUGCAUAGAUGUCUCUAGUUCUGUAACUUUCCGGCGUACAAAGAAUAAUGCUUGCAUAGUCUUUAACCUAAGGAGACAUAUAUAAAUAAAGCUUGCUGGCUUAACUCUAGAUCUGCUUCUCCUCCUGACCCCAGCUUUAUCUUCAAAA
This is a messenger RNA of Ictidomys tridecemlineatus (thirteen-lined ground squirrel), 2902 nucleotides long. The record is from RefSeq and is a predicted model, not a curated record. Lineage: Eukaryota; Metazoa; Chordata; Mammalia; Rodentia; Sciuridae.